Messenger RNA from Brassica oleracea var. oleracea, 1635 nucleotides. Its product is annotated as protoporphyrinogen oxidase. The transcript has a single exon. The coding region runs from base 98 to 1510 and encodes 470 amino acids. Gene Ontology annotation, molecular function: oxidoreductase activity. NCBI's taxonomy places the organism in Eukaryota, Viridiplantae, Streptophyta, Magnoliopsida, Brassicales, Brassicaceae. The record is from RefSeq and is a predicted model, not a curated record.
UUCUUUUUUUUUUUAAUUCUCCACAGACAAAUUAUUUUCUUCGCGGGGGAAAAUAUUUUAACGAAUCAGAAACAAAACCUUAUCCAAACCUUUAAAAAUGCCACUGGCGAUCUCUCUCCCAACCUCAUCUCCUCCUCCUCAUCUCUCCCCUCGCCGUCAUGCAAAUCUCCGAUACCGACGCGUCUCCGUAGCUCGAUCUUCCACCCAAGAGAACCAGACCGGCGUCAUCAUCGUCGGCGCCGGACUCGCCGGCUUAGCCGCCGCCACUCGCCUCGCCUCCCAACGAAUCCCUUUCCUGCUCCUCGAAGCUUCCGACGGCGUCGGCGGCCGCGUCCGCACAGACAUCGUCGACGGAUUCUUCCUCGACAGAGGGUUUCAGAUUUUCAUCACCGCGUACCCCGAAGCCAAGAAGCUUCUCGAUUACGAGGCCCUUGAUCUGCAGAGAUUCUACGCCGGAGCUAAGGUUUUCUACGGCGGGGAGUUUCACACGGUGGCCGAUCCUCUCCGUCAUUUAUUAGACUCAGUGGCGUCUCUAACAAACCCGAUCGGAUCCGUUGUUGACAAGGGGCUCAUCGCGUUGACGAGAGCUAGGGUUCUGAUUAAAUCGGACGAAGAGAUAUUGACUAGCGCCGAAGAAGUUCCGACUAUUGAUCUCCUCCGGGGCAUCGGUUUCUCCGAUGAGAUUCUCGAUCGGUUUUUCCGGCCGUUCUUCGGCGGGAUUUUCUUUGACAGAGACCUCGAAACGACGUCGAAGCUAUUCGAUUUUAUUUUCAGGUGUCUUGCUCUCGGAGAAAACACGCUUCCCUCCAUGGGGAUCGGAGAGAUCCCUAACCAGUUGGCGGCGAAACUACCCGCUGAUUCUAUCUUGAUGAACACUAGGGUCGCUUCGUUGGAGUAUCCAAACGGGUCGGAUUCGGGUCCGCCUAUAGUGAGACUCCAAGACGGCGGCGUUUUGAAUGCAGAGUUAGGUGUUGUACUCGCCGUCGAGCAACCCCAAGUGGAUAAGCUUCUGAGCGGUAUUAGAGAACCGGUUAUUACUAAACCGGCUCGGAGCACUGUUUGCAUUUACUUUACAGCUGAACCGGAUCAGAUACCGGUGCAAGAUCCGGUUCUGUUUCUCAACGGGACGAACACCGGUAUCAUCAACAACAUGUUUUUUCCUACAAACGUUGCUCGGACAUACGCGCCGCCGGGAAAGGCUCUGGUUUCGGUAUCAUUGAUCGGUUCGUUCGAGGAUAGAUCCGAUGAUGAUUUAGCAGCAGAGGUUCUCAGAGAACUCUCUGGUUGGUUCGGUGAGUCUUUAGUUACGUCAUGGAGACAUUUGAGAACAUACCGGAUCCAAUUUGCUCAACCGAACCAGUGCCCACCCACUGAGUUGGUUAAGAAUCCUCGUGUUGGGUCGGGUCUUUACUUAUGCGGUGAUUACAUGACUUCUGCUACGUUUGACGGUGCUUUGUUCUCUGGGAGACGAGCUGCGGAAGCUUUGUUACUAGAAAAGGGACUAGUUUGAGCUCUCUAAUUGAAUCUGUUGCUUUUGUUUAUUUUCAUGAUUCUUUUUGUAACCAUAGUCAUGCCUUGCUGUAGUAUGCAUCCUUUAAAAUCAUAUGUAUACUAGUGUCAACUGGUUCGUCUGAA